UUUCCAUAUUAGUUCAGAGCCUUCUCUGUUUCCAAAUAGCAGCCGAGCUGGGCUUAUGGUGAGAGGAGGCUUUGGCAGGGAGGGGAAGGGAAGGGGAGAGAGGCAGACGGCAGGCAGGCUCAUCCACCCCAAACAGUGCAACAGUAAAAGUCGAGAGUACAGAAAGGGAGAAGAGUGUAAAGAAAGGAGGAGAAAUGGGGCAGGGGCAGAAAGGUUCCUCAGACAAGAAGGAGGGCAAGAAGAAGAAGAAGAGAGAUGAAAGCCCAGCGCCAGAGGACGGCCAUAAGUGCAGAGUCUGUCGCUUCCCUCUGCUCGUCGCCCUGCUCCAGCUGCUGUUGGGGGUGGCCGUCACAGUCGUGGCCUUCCUUAUGUUGGCCACCAGCCCCUCACUUCUGGCCAGGGAGACGCCACACUGGGCUGGAAUCAUUCUGUGUUUAGUUUCCAUCGUGGGCUUCAUCCUGUACUGCAUCACCUACCGCCGUGACGAGAGAUCGUCUUUGCAAUUCUGUGUCAAGCUUCUGUACUUCAUCCUCUGUACAAUCGGCCUGGUCAUAUCAGUGCUGGUUAUGGCGUUUGCCGGACACCACCACAGACAGACAGGUAGCUUCAGCUGUGAGCAGACGGGAGAGGACUGCGUGUGCACGCUGGAUGAAAACGACCCAAUAGCCCGCACCUUCACCUACGAGGGAGUCAGCAGCUGCGAGGACAUCACCGGGACACUCUCACUCUACUUCCUGAUCCAGAUCCUGCUGAACCUGGCCCAAGCAAUAGUCUGUGCCGUCGGUGCCUUUAUCAUGUGGAAGCACCGUUAUCAGGUCUUCUUCGCCGGCCUACAGAUCGGCUCUCCCUCCUCUCAGCAGUGGCACAAGGUUUAACACCAUGAUGACAGAGUUGAUGGGAUGACUGCGAUCAGUCAGAUCAGUUUGGAGGGUAGUGCCAGCAGUGUGAUUACACUCUGUGGGACGGGGACAUUUGCCUUUUUGGUGUGUGCCGAAGUGUGUUUUCUUUGAUGAGUUUAUAUUAACCUUUUGUGGGAGUUGUAUUAUUAUGGCUUUUUGCACAGAUUUUGUAUACCAUAUAAGUAACUUUAUACUUCUAGUUUCCAGUGUUAUAAAAGAUAACUUGAAUAGAUGAAAGGAGCAAAACAAGUGGUUUAUUUACAGAUAAUUUUUCCACAUUUAUAAUUAUCUUGCUCUCGUGAUGUACAUAAUAUAAUCACAAGACAAAUUAUGAGCACAACACUGAAACCAAAAUAGCUCAUUUUGUUAUGCACUUGACUCCAAAAAUACACACAAUAGCAACAUUUCCUUUGGUUUGAGUUACUGAGUUUUAAUGAUCACGAUUAGUUCCAGUAAUACUUUGAGUGGCAAACUGAAUCACUGUGUUGUCGGAUUAGGUUUGCAAAAUGUUAAAUGGCACUGCCUUAAGCUUUGUUUUCACUCAGAAAAAAAAGUCAAAUAUUGUCUAAAUGCUGUAGCAAAUAUUAGUGACACAUCCUUUUACGUCUUAAUUCUAAAAAAAAAAAUCUGUAUUAGUUUAUUGCCUUACAAUGAGAACACAUUAGACGUUGUAUUCAAGUUUUUCACUAUUAUUUGCAGCUGCCUGCUGUAACUCAUUUUCAGUGUUUGACACACAACAAAAGCAAACUAGGUGCAUUAACUCCAUGAAUAUCCUCUGUUUUGUCUCUUUUUCUACUAUAUAAACUGCAGCUCUGUAAAUAUCGCAUAAAAACUUGAUAUAAAACAACAGCAAAGUACUUUUAAGCUUAAAGAAGUAGCCCCUUUAAUACUCCAAACAGUCCAAAACAGAUCCUGACAGCAGUAACACAAGCUGGGCAGGGUACACUUCAUGAGACUGGAUCCAGACUGAACUGGGCUGUGGCUUGCGAAGGUGGAUGCCAGGCCAGUAGCCAGCAUGACUCAAACAGCCUGUAGGAGUCAAACUACUGCAGCCACAAAGGGAGGGGGGAAGGGGCCGGGGUGAGGAAAGGGGGGACUCAGACAGGCAGCUGGACGGAGGUCACUAAAUCAUCUCACGGUGUUUACAGCGUCUCGGGUUGUUUUCGUUCAGGCAGGACAGAGCAAAAGGGGUGAAACAACCACAGUAUUGUAGGUUUGUAUUUUUAAGAAGGCUUUGCCCUGCGCAGAGGUUCAGCUUUAUUUUGUUCUUACUCUCGUCUCAGGUGCCAACAGCAGUCGCCUACAGUCUAUACAUGCUGAGCAGGGAAUGGUAAACGUGAGGCAGUUUCCGCAGCAAAUUAGAUGAACCAUGUGCCCAGAGGGAGAGUGUAAUUAGUGUGCAAUGCAAUCUACUUUCUCAAUGCUGAAAAAAAAGGUUGAUUGACUGGAAAAGAUGUAAAAAAUGAUGUUUAUUUUUCACCAAGUGUGGUGUUUGAGUGAGGGAAAAAAACCUGCCAACAAGUGCAUUUCCUCUUUCGAGACUAUCAUGCUGUUUGUGGUUACAAAUACAAAUUUUUGUUUCAGUUAUGCGCAGUUUCCUUUUUCCUGUUGUGUCACCACACACACGCAGUUAAUACGCAGAGGGAGCCAAUUCAGACCAAAGUAUUACUCAUAUUCAAAUGAAGGGACAUGCCUUUGUCAUUAAUUUCAUUGUUACCAGUAAAGACUGAAAACUGAGCAGAAACAGAAUCAGUGAGCAUCUGUAGCUAUGAAUCUUCCACACCAUAAGGCCUGCAUAUUAAAACAGAAUUAAUCAUCCAUAUUGACACGAAUUAUAUAGUUCCAAAAGUUAAAGGGAAAGUUAGCCAUCUUUUAUAUGGAUGUCCAAUCAGUGUGGAUGGUAAAUAAAGUGGAUUAAAGUAAUAAAUUCCUCAGUGUGUGCUAUAUUGACUGAGAAAGCUGAGUUCACAGCCGCAAAAUCUGUUGUUCUUCCUGCAUCCAGUGAUGUCAUUUGAUGCCACAGUGACAUCAUUGGAGGCAGGAAGAGCAACAGGCUAUUUCAGCUUGCGUGCUCUAGAUGCCAUUCAAAAAUCCUUGUUCUCUUCAGUUGCAAACUAGCUAAAGAGGAUACAUUUCACAGUGUUUUGGCUGAUUAGAUAUUCAGCCGUAUUUAUUCGAGCAAAAGUAUAUGGACGAAGAAAUGCAGCGGAGACAGGACAAAGCUGCGGCCGUGCGAGCCAGGCAAGAGGAUAUGACCAGUGGAGAGCCUCCAGAACCUGAGCUGCUGAGGCCAAACACUGACUGGUGUUGCCUUUCCUCAAAUUACCCUUCAAUACCAACAGAAACUGAGUCAUUCUGCUGCAAUGAAUUUCAGCACAGGCACUUUUUGUUAAACGCUGUCACCAUGCCACCCCCGAAAGAGCCCAUGUGUGUAUCAAGUUUUACUUUUCACUCAGACAGAGGUUUGUUGGAGACCUUCAGGAUCCUAAAGUUAAAACGGAAAAGAUAACUGAGACCAGCAGGGUCGAGAUGGCAGAUGGCCAUUAAGUGAGUCACCUCAUGCUUUGUUUGCGUGGCAGAAGCUCACACGCACGGCAUCCUGGUACACAUGGGCACCGACGACAGGGCUCAGGGAGCAGGAGAACUUAGGUUCUUGGUCAAUAUAGCACACACUGAGGAAUCUAUUGCUUUAAUUGACUACAUUUACCAACAGCACCAAUUGGGCAUGUACAUAAACACACACAUCUCAUGGGUCAUAAGUCAUGAUUGAGAGGGAUCACUUCUAUAUGAGUCUAUACAUUGUUUUUUUUUGUUUUUUUUAGGAAAAUCCUGCAUGGUAUACUUUUAAAAAACAUUAUCGCAUUUUUUGCAGUGAGAGCAGAGCUCAAUUUGACAACAAUCAGCAGAGAAAACUAAAAGAAGUUGUGUAUUAUUGUGGGUAAUAUUUAUUACUUCUGUUUAAUGGUGCAUUUCACACACUGUAGAAGCUCACACUGUACAUGCUGCAUGUACAUGUGAUGGAGGGCAGGCCCGAUUGCGGUGUUUUUUCCAUGUGCUUGUUCGGUGUUGUGAUGUUGAUACCUCAUGUGACUACAAAGGUUGAAACUUGCAGCCAGACACAGGAAGUCACAUGCCAGUCAUCACAGGGGCAUGUUUAUUUAUAAAAAAUGACAGUGAGGAGGGACCUUCCACCAAUCCUCCUUGGUCACUAACAACUUUCUGUGUGGUCAAUUGAUCUUUCAAGGCC
Messenger RNA from Epinephelus moara (kelp grouper), 4146 nucleotides. It is a transcript of the gene sspn, whose product is annotated as sarcospan (Kras oncogene-associated gene). Lineage: Eukaryota; Metazoa; Chordata; Actinopteri; Perciformes; Serranidae. Gene Ontology annotation, cellular component: sarcolemma; dystrophin-associated glycoprotein complex. The record is from RefSeq and is a predicted model, not a curated record. The transcript has 3 exons. Bases 195 to 875 code for a protein of 226 amino acids.